Molecule: messenger RNA, 948 nt
Organism: Elgaria multicarinata webbii
Lineage: Eukaryota; Metazoa; Chordata; Lepidosauria; Squamata; Anguidae
Product: olfactory receptor 11A1-like
Exons: 1
Coding region: 1-948 (315 amino acids)
Biological process (GO): G protein-coupled receptor signaling pathway
Cellular component (GO): membrane
Molecular function (GO): odorant binding; G protein-coupled receptor activity; olfactory receptor activity
Source: RefSeq, a predicted model, not a curated record
AUGCAGAAAGUAGACUGGAGAAAUGAAACCAUUAUUACAGAAUUCGUCCUUCUAGGGUUUGGAGAGCACCAGGAGCCUCAGGUCCUUCUCUUUGGGUUGUUUCUCAUUAUCUAUAUCAUGACUAUGGCUGGGAACCUCCUCAUUAUUGCACUAGUUGUGACCGAUCAGCACCUACACACUCCAAUGUAUUUCUUCCUGGGCAAUCUAUCAUUCUUGGAAACCUGCUACAGCUCAACCAUCAUCCCCAGAAUGUUAGCCAGUUUUGUGACUGACAAACAAAGUGUUUCUGUUCAUGGCUGCAUUGUGCAAUUGUGCACUUUUGGUUUCCUAGGAGCAACAGAAUGCUAUCUGCUGGCAGCAAUGUCUUACGAUCGCUAUGUGGCAAUAUGCAACCCCCUGCAUUACUCAAUUCUUAUGAAUGUCAAGGUUUGUCUCCAACUGGUGGCUGGAUCAUGGCUUAGUAGUUUUGUGCUAGACAUUACAUUGCUAUGUUUUAUUUUGCAGUUAACCUUCUGUGGCCACAAUGUCAUUGAUCAUUUCUUUUGUGACUUCAUUCCGAUGAUCAAACUGGCCUGCAGUGGUGGGCGUCAAGUCCAACUCAUAUCUGCUAGUUUUACCUCCCUCUGCACCUUGCCACCAUUCAUUUUAACCAUAACAUCAUAUGGAUACAUCAUCACUGCCAUUCUCAGAAUCCCAUCAGCCGCAGGGAGGCAGAAGGCCUUCUCUACCUGCUCGUCUCAUCUCAUUGUGGUGACUAUUUUCUAUGGAACCCUCAUCAUUGUGUACCUUUUGCCGGAUACCAAUGAACUGAGAGAGAUGAAUAAGGUGUUCUCUGUAUUUUAUACCAUCCUGACACCUCUAAUCAAUCCCUUCAUAUACAGUCUGAGAAACAAACAAGUGAAGGAUGGUCUGAGGAAAGCAGCUAGCAAAUGCGCAAGGUGCAUAUGA